AUUUACAAAGACAUAUCGUCCAAUAGCGCGUAUAGCUGGUUAUCCGAUCAUAUUUAAUUCAGACGCGAAGGAAAACUGGUAUAUCGGUUAGUGCAGUGCUGUGUUACCGUCAAACAUUUAAAAAUGUUAAAUAGUUUUAGUGUGCCGGUGGCAGUGUUUCUAUGCUUGUUUUUUAAUGCAUAUGGGCAACGAUGUACAACGCCCAACGACGAAGUCGCGCAAUGCAUCUCUAUUUAUGACUGUGGAGUAUUAUACAAUUCGAUAACAAGUAAAGAUCCAUCGGUAAUCAGAUUUCUAAGACAGUCUCAGUGCGAUUAUCAGCAAGUUCCGUACGUUUGCUGUGGAACUUCAGCUACCUAUCGGAAUCCCUCGCGUCGUCCAACGGAUAGACCGCCAGCUUCGACGGGAGGUAGACCCGCAAGUCUUUUACCUAAUCGCGCUACAUGCGGAUUUCAGGAAGGGGCGAAGGUUUUGGGAGGCGUGCAAACCACACAUUCAGAAUUCCCAUGGAUGGCUUUAAUGGAAUACAGAAAAAACGUAGGUGGUGGCAGAACAUUUUCUUGUGGCGGUGCCCUGAUUAGCAACCGAUAUGUUUUAACGGCGGCUCACUGUGUUACUGGGAAAAUUAGGGAGCAAGUGGGUCCACUGAUUAGUGUGCGACUUGGAGAAUGGAAUACAGAAACCUCUCAAGAUUGCGUUACGGUUGAAGGUUUUGAAUUGUGCAAUGAUGAGCCACUUAAUGUGGCCGUUGAGAGCGUGGUUGCUCACAAUGAUUACGAUGAUUCAUCUAUCAAUAGAUAUCAUGAUAUAGCACUAGUACGACUGGCACGAAACGUGCAGUUCACAGAUUUUAUUCAGCCUAUUUGUUUACCUACGUCGUCAGAAAGAGCAAGUAUCGGUAACCAACUUUGGGUGUCUGGAUGGGGUCGUACAGAAUACGCCAAUUCGAGCCCGGUAAAGCUGAAGGUUAGGCUGCCCAUCGUUUCGAAUUCCCAAUGCGCCAACACCUUCAGAAGAGCGGGUGUCCAACUCUCAAACACCCAACUUUGUGCCGGCGGAGAACGUAACAAAGACUCCUGUAAUGGUGAUAGUGGUGGCCCAUUAAUGCAAGUUAUGAACCGUGAUUCAAAUCCACAAUGGUACAUAGAAGGAAUUGUUUCGUUUGGUACGCGCUGCGGUACAGAGAACUGGCCGGGAAUUUAUACUCGAGUGGUUGACUACUUAGGAUGGAUAAGCAACAACAUGUCGCCCUAGUUUUUGUAAUCUUAGGAACAAAGUGUAAAUUGUAAUUUAUUGGUUAAUUUUUGCAGAAAAGGCGUGUAUAGCUUUCUUGACAUAUUAGAAAAACUGUUUUAUUUGAAAGGUAUUAAAUGUGUAAAUAGAA
Messenger RNA from Photinus pyralis (common eastern firefly), 1384 nucleotides. RefSeq names its product phenoloxidase-activating factor 1-like. Lineage: Eukaryota; Metazoa; Arthropoda; Insecta; Coleoptera; Lampyridae. Gene Ontology annotation, molecular function: serine-type endopeptidase activity. The transcript is spliced from 5 exons. The record is from RefSeq and is a predicted model, not a curated record. Bases 124 to 1254 code for a protein of 376 amino acids. Gene Ontology annotation, biological process: proteolysis.